Molecule: messenger RNA, 4509 nt
Organism: Ailuropoda melanoleuca (giant panda)
Lineage: Eukaryota; Metazoa; Chordata; Mammalia; Carnivora; Ursidae
Gene: RAB3GAP1
Product: RAB3 GTPase activating protein catalytic subunit 1
Exons: 24
Coding region: 41-2977 (978 amino acids)
Biological process (GO): positive regulation of GTPase activity
Molecular function (GO): GTPase activator activity
Source: RefSeq, a predicted model, not a curated record
CUUCCCGGCAGCCCUAGCGCCUUGCCCGGCGCUCCUCAAGAUGGCGGCAGACAGCGAGCCCGAGUCCGAGGUAUUUGAGAUAACGGACUUCACUACUGCUUCGGAAUGGGAAAGGUUUAUUUCCAAAGUUGAAGAAGUCUUAAAUGACUGGAAACUGAUUGGAAACUCUUUGGGAAAACCACUUGAAAAGGGUAUAUUUACUUCUGGCACAUGGGAAGAGAAAUCAGAUGAAAUUUCCUUUGCUGACUUCAAGUUCUCAGUCACUCAUCAUUAUCUUGUACAAGACUCCACUGAUAAAGAGGGAAAAGAUGAAGUAUUGGAAGAUGUUAUUCCACAAUCUAUGCAGGAUUUGUUGUGUAUGAAUAAUGACUUUCCUCCAAGAGCACAUUGCCUGGUAAGAUGGUAUGGACUGCGGGAGUUUGUGGUGAUUGCCCCUGCUGCAAACCAUGAUGCAGUUCUCAGUGAAUCUAAGUGCAAUCUUCUUCUGAGUUCUGUGUCUAUUGCUUUGGGAAACACUGGCUGCCAGGUGCCACUCUUUGUGCAAAUUCAUCACAAAUGGCGACGAAUGUAUGUGGGCGAAUGUCAGGGUCAUGGUGUCCGAACUGAUUUUGAAAUGGUUCAUCUUCGGAAAGUGCCAAAUCAGUACACUCAUUUAUCAGGUCUGCUGGACAUCUUCAAAUCAAAGAUUGGAUGUCCUUUAACUCCUUUGCCUCCAGUUAGUAUUGCUAUUCGCUUUACGUACGUACUUCAGGAUUGGCAGCAGUAUUUUUGGCCUCAGCAACCUCCAGAUAUAGAUGCCCUUGUAGGAGGAGAAGUUGGAGGCCUGGAGUUUGGCAAGUUGCCAUUUGGUGCCUGUGAAGAUCCUAUAAGUGAACUCCAUUUAGCAACUACAUGGCCUCACCUGACUGAAGGUAUCGUUGUGGAUAAUGAUGUUUAUUCUGAUUUGGAUCCUAUUCAGGCUCCCCAUUGGUCUGUUAGAGUUCGAAAAGCUGAGAACCCUCAAUGUUUGCUGGGUGAUUUUGUCACUGAAUUCUUUAAAAUUUGCCGUCGAAAGGAGUCAACUGAUGAGAUUCUUGGACGAUCCACAUUUGAAGAAGAAGGGAGAGAAAUUGCUGAUAUAACUCAUGCUUUGUCAAAAUUGACAGAGCCAGCACCGGUUCCAAUUCAUAAAUUAUCAGUUUCAAAUAUGGUACACACUGCAAAGAAGAAAAUACGAAAACACAGAGGUGUAGAAGAGUCACCACUGAAUAAUGAUGUCCUCAAUACUAUUCUCUUGUUCUUAUUCCCUGAUGCUGCUUCUGAGAAACCAUUAGAUGGAAGUUCUUCCAUAGACAGCAAUAAUCCUGUAUCAGAGAGUGAAGAUUAUAAUCUCUACAAUCAGUUCAAAUCUGCACCAUCUGACAGUUUAACAUACAAAUUGGCUUUGUGUCUUUGUAUGAUCAAUUUCUACCAUGGAGGAUUGAAAGGAGUGGCACACCUCUGGCAGGAAUUUGUUCUUGAAAUGCGUUUCAGAUGGGAAAACAACUUUCUGAUUCCAGGAUUGGCAAGUGGACCCCCAGAUCUAAGAUGUUGUUUACUGCAUCAGAAACUACAGAUGUUAAAUUGUUGUAUUGAAAGAAAGAAGGCCCGUGAUGAGGGGAGAAAGACAAAUACCUCAGAUAUGUAUCCAGGGGAUGCUGGAAAAGCUGGAGACCAGCUGGGGCCAGAUAAUCUAAAAGAUAUGGAUAAGGAAAAGGGAGAGGUAGGAAAAUCUUGGGAUUCUUGGAGUGACAGUGAAGAAGAAUUUUUUGAAUGCCUAAGUGAUACUGAAGAACUUAAGGGAAAUGGACAAGAGAGUGGCAAGAAAGGAGGACCUAAGGAGAUGACAAGCUUAAAACCGGAAGGACGACUAUAUCAGCAUGGAAAACUCACCCUGCUGCAUAAUGGAGAACCUCUCUACAUUCCAGUGACCCAGGAACCAGCACCUAUGACAGAAGAUCUGCUAGAAGAGCAGUCGGAGGUUCUGGCUAAAUUAGGUACAUCAGCAGAAGGGGCUCACCUCCGAGCACGCAUGCAGAGUGCCUGUCUGCUUUCAGAUAUGGAGUCUUUUAAGGCAGCUAAUCCAGGUUGUUUUCUGGAAGAUUUUGUGAGGUGGUACUCACCCCGGGAUUAUAUUGAAGAGGAAGUCAUUGAUGAAAAGGGCAACAUGGUUCUGAAAGGAGAACUGAGUGCCCGAAUGAAGAUUCCAAGCAAUAUGUGGGUAGAAGCCUGGGAAACAGCUAAGCCAAUUCCUGCUAGAAGGCAGAGGAGACUUUUUGAUGAUACACGGGAAGCAGAAAAGGUGCUGCACUAUCUGGCAGUACAGAAACCUGCAGACCUGGCUCGGCACCUGUUACCUUGUGUAAUUCAUGCAGCUGUACUCAAGGUAAAAGAAGAAGAAAAUCUGGAAAACAUUUCUUCAGUUAAGAAGAUUAUAAAGCAGAUAAUAACCCAUUCCAGUAAAGUUUUGCACUUCCCCAAUCCAGAAGACAAGAAAUUGGAAGAAAUCAUCCUUCAAAUUACUAAUGUAGAAGCUAUAAUUGCCAGAGCCCGCUCACUGAAAGCCAAGUUUGGAACUGAGAAAUGUGAACAAGAGGAGGAAAAAGAAGAUCUUGAAAGGUUUGUGAGUUGCCUUUUGGAACAGCCUGAAGUGUUAGUCGUGGGUGCAGGAAGAGGACAUGCUGGCAAAAUCAUUCACAAGCUGUUUGUGAAUGCUCAGAGGGCUGCAGCCAUGGCUCCACCGGAGGAGGAACUGAAGAGAAUGGGCUCUCCAGAAGAGAGAAGGCAGAACUCGGUGUCAGACUUCCCGCCUCCUGCCGGCCGGGAACUCAUUUUGCGCACCACUGUGCCGCGCCCGGCUCCAUACUCCCGAGCUCUGCCUCAGCGCAUGUACAGUGUUCUCACCAAAGAGGAUUUCAGACUUGCAGGUGCCUUUUCGUCAGAUACCUCCUUCUUCUAAUUCUAAAGCCACUCAUUUAUGGCUUCAGAGGAAGGGAGGUUGUGCCAGUCAGAACUUGAGAGGUCAUGAAGAGGACCUGUCCGGUCCAAUGGUCAGGAAUCAUACCAGCAUCUGAAAGACUUUCCAGCACCAUACUUGGGCUUUGUUGUAUCUUCGUUGGGUCAGAGAGAAUGGACUUGAGCUGUUGAAAGAUUUGUUCCCCAAAGAGAUGGCCCUUGUUUGACCAGGGGUUGGGGGUAGGAGGUGGUGGGAUGUGCAGGGACCAGAAAAACAGCAGGAGCUCUCUGUACUCACUCCAGUGGGAUUGUGCUCAUUUAUUCUUUCCUGUGACUCUCCCUUAGGCUGUCGCCUUACAUUCAUCGUCGUGUAAACACACUUGUUACAUUUGUUAGUAUCAGGUAUGCGAAACAGAGUAUCUGUUAAUUGAGAUUUCUGGAUAUUUUGGUGGUAGCUUCUUUUCCCAGAAUCUGUGUUUUUGAAAUACUGAAUGACAUCCUGUUUAUUCAAUCUAGUGGCCAUGUUGAUUGUAUUAAUUAACUUUUGAUGAGUAUUUUAAAUAUUCUAGGAGAAAACUUAGAAUUUCACAUAGUUUAUGUGUUUUUCCAUGUAACUAUGACCUAAAUGUAUUCCUUCUGAUAAAACAAUAUAUUAAAUGUCACUGUAAAUUAGUGUUGUAUCUUAUCUUGUAAGGUUUGUUUCUCUUGUUUUGUUUUUGGUUGGCAGUAAGAUAUCCACCUGCAAAUUGUUCUCUUCCCUGCUGUACAGCAUGCAUUCCUUUUUUUGUGAUCGUUGGCUAGAUACUAUAUUUAAUGGAAUAGCGAUGAGCACAUGCUACAAAUAUAGCUUUGGAACAUAGAGAUUAUCAUGCACUUAGUGUAAUUUGGUGUAUGUGCUAAUGUAAUGAAUGCGAGAUUAUUUCAGUGAACUAUUUUGCUUUUGUGUUUUAGUUAAAAUGAAAAUAACCGAUGCAGAUGUACAUCACCUAGCAUGGGGUAAUAGUACUUCCAGUUAUGUGGUGAUCAAGAUUUAUUAAGUCUGUGUUGCUGUAUGGCCUCUGUUCAGUAAUCUGCAAUCAAUUUUAGGCCGAAAAUUCUCAUUUUAAUCCAAAGCAAAAAGUGGUUAUACUGAAGCAUAGACCUUGCCUAUGUAAUUUAAAGAAUUAAUAGAGCUGUGUAUACCCUAUUAUAUUAUUUUUGUAAAAAAAAAAAAAGUGUGCGUGUACAUAUAUAUGUAUAUAUAUGCGCAUAUAUAUGUAUAUAUGUAUAUACGAAGUAGGGGAGGCCCUAGGUGGUGACCUCCCAGCCUUCACAGUGCUUUUCUCUGAGAUGCUGGACUUGAUUGCUGCUGGUAAACUGUAUGGAUGCAGGCCUGAGUACUGAGCGCUGUACCAGGUAGAAAGUGUGUCUUUCAAGGACAGGAGUUUUCUGCUUUGCAGUGAGGAAGUAAUAGCAAAGAAACAUUUUUCAAAGAGAGGUUGGACUUUUAAAACGGCAUUGUGAAUCUAAUAAAAAGGAAAGUCUUGCUUUCUCUGA